UAAGUAUGCAAAUGAGUGAUUGGGUGUGUGAGGAUUCGGGUGAUCGAGCCAUUUGCGUGUUCUUGUCGAUGGGUUCACGAACCCGAAACAGAGGUGACGUCGGCAACCACGACAGCACGACCUGCCCCUUGGCUCUGAUCUCUUCACCUAUUCACUUCAUCCUCUAUGAAUAUCCACUUCAUCGCUGUUUGUCGCCCAGCAGAGAGGAAGCCCUUGUUCAUGGGCGAAUAUCCGUUCGUGGGCAAGAAGAUAUUCAUAUCGUUUAUACAGUGUGCAUUCCCUGGAUAUUUAACAACAGAAAAUUGUAUUUGUGUAAUGAAUAAG
Messenger RNA from Penaeus vannamei (Pacific white shrimp), 324 nucleotides. The record is from RefSeq and is a predicted model, not a curated record. NCBI's taxonomy places the organism in Eukaryota, Metazoa, Arthropoda, Malacostraca, Decapoda, Penaeidae.